AUGGUUCAGUAUAGGUGGAUGUCCUACUUGUUGUGGUUCCUUGUUUUCCUUGCUAAAUUGGUUGAAUCUUAUUUCUUCUUGACUUUGUCUUUAAGAGAUCCAAUCAGAAACUUGUCUACCAUGACCAUGAGAUGUGUCGGUGAAGUUUGGUACGGUGACGUUGUUUGUAGAAAUCAAGCCAAAAUUGUCUUGGGUUUGAUGUAUCUUGUUGAUUUGUUAUUGUUCUUCUUGGAUACUUAUAUGUGGUACAUUAUCUGUAACUGUAUCUUCUCCAUUGGUCGUUCCUUCUACUUGGGUAUUUCCAUCUUGACUCCAUGGAGAAACAUUUUCACCAGAUUGCCAAAGAGAAUCUACUCCAAGAUUUUGGCCACCACUGAAAUGGAAAUCAAGUACAAACCAAAGGUUUUGAUCUCCCAAAUUUGGAAUGCUAUUGUCAUUUCCAUGUACAGAGAACAUUUAUUGGCUAUUGAUCACGUUCAAAAAUUGUUGUACCACCAAGUUCCAUCUGAAAUUGAAGGUAAGAGAACUUUGAGAGCCCCAACUUUCUUUGUUUCCCAAGAUGACAACAAUUUUGAAACAGAAUUCUUCCCAAGAAACUCUGAAGCUGAAAGAAGAAUUUCUUUCUUUGCUCAAUCCUUGGCUACUCCAAUGCCAGAACCUUUGCCAGUCGACAACAUGCCAACUUUCACUGUUUUCACUCCUCAUUAUUCCGAAAAGAUUUUGUUAUCUUUAAGAGAAAUUAUUAGAGAAGAUGAUCAAUUCUCCAGAGUCACUUUAUUGGAAUACUUGAAACAAUUGCACCCAGUUGAAUGGGAUUGUUUUGUUAAGGACACAAAGAUUUUGGCUGAAGAAACUGCUGCUUAUGAAAACGGUGAUGAUUCUGAAAAAUUAUCAGAAGAUGGUUUGAAAUCCAAGAUUGAUGACUUGCCAUUCUACUGUAUUGGUUUCAAAUCCGCUGCUCCAGAAUAUACUUUGAGAACUAGAAUUUGGGCUUCUUUGAGAUCCCAAACUUUGUACAGAACUGUUUCCGGUUUCAUGAACUAUGCCAGAGCUAUCAAAUUGUUGUAUAGAGUUGAAAACCCUGAAUUAGUUCAAUACUUUGGAGGUGAUCCAGAAGGUUUAGAAUUGGCUUUGGAAAGAAUGGCCAGAAGAAAGUUCAGAUUUUUGGUUUCUAUGCAAAGAUUAUCCAAAUUCAAAGAUGAUGAAAUGGAAAAUGCCGAAUUCUUGUUGCGUGCCUACCCAGACUUGCAAAUUGCUUACUUAGAUGAAGAACCAGCUUUGAAUGAAGACGAAGAACCAAGAGUCUAUUCUUCCUUGAUUGAUGGUCAUUGUGAAAUGUUAGAAAAUGGUAGACGUCGUCCUAAAUUCAGAGUGCAAUUGUCUGGUAACCCAAUCUUGGGUGAUGGUAAAUCUGAUAACCAAAAUCAUGCUGUUAUUUUCCACAGAGGUGAAUAUAUCCAAUUGAUUGAUGCCAAUCAAGAUAACUAUUUGGAAGAAUGUUUGAAGAUUAGAUCUGUUUUGGCUGAGUUUGAAGAAUUGAAUGUUGAACAUGUUAACCCAUAUGCUCCAACCAUGAAGAAUGAUGAAAACAACAUCAAGAAGGAUCCAGUUGCAUUCUUGGGUGCCAGAGAAUAUAUUUUCUCUGAAAACUCUGGUGUUUUGGGUGAUGUCGCUGCCGGUAAAGAACAAACUUUCGGUACUUUGUUUGCUAGAACUUUGGCUCAAAUUGGUGGUAAAUUGCAUUAUGGUCACCCGGAUUUCUUGAAUGCUACAUUUAUGUUGACCAGAGGUGGUGUUUCCAAGGCACAAAAGGGAUUGCAUUUGAAUGAAGAUAUUUAUGCCGGUAUGAAUGCCAUGAUGAGAGGUGGUAAGAUCAAGCAUUGUGAAUACUACCAAUGUGGUAAAGGUAGAGAUUUGGGUUUCGGUUCUAUUUUGAAUUUCACUACCAAGAUUGGUGCUGGUAUGGGUGAACAAAUGUUGUCUAGAGAAUAUUUCUACUUGGGUACUCAACUUCCAUUGGACAGAUUCUUGUCAUUCUACUAUGGUCAUCCAGGUUUCCAUAUCAAUAACUUGUUUAUUCAAUUGUCUUUACAAGUUUUCAUCUUGGUUUUGGCAAACUUGAACUCUUUGGCUCAUGAAUCUAUUAUCUGUUCUUACAAUAAAGAUGUCCCAAUUACUGAUGUCUUGUAUCCAUUUGGUUGUUACAAUCUUUCUCCAGCUGUUGAUUGGAUUAGACGUUAUACUUUGUCUAUCUUUAUUGUUUUCUUCAUUUCCUUCAUCCCAUUGGUUGUCCAAGAAUUGAUCGAAAGAGGUGUUUGGAAAGCAUUCCAAAGAUUCGUUAGACACUUUAUUUCAUUGUCUCCAAUGUUUGAAGUUUUCGUUGCUCAAAUCUAUUCUUCAUCUGUUUUCACUGAUUUGACUGUUGGUGGUGCUAGAUAUAUUUCCACUGGUAGAGGUUUUGCUACUUCUAGAAUUCCAUUUUCAAUCUUGUACUCACGUUUUGCUGAUUCAUCUAUUUACAUGGGUGCUAGAUUGAUGUUGAUUUUGUUGUUUGGUACUGUUUCCCACUGGCAAGCACCAUUGUUGUGGUUCUGGGCUUCAUUGUCUUCAUUGAUGUUCUCACCAUUUAUUUUCAACCCACAUCAAUUUGCUUGGGAAGAUUUCUUCAUUGAUUACAGAGAUUUCAUCAGAUGGUUGUCUAGAGGUAACACCAAAUGGCACAGAAACUCCUGGAUUGGUUACGUUAGACUUUCUAGAUCUCGUAUCACUGGUUUCAAACGUAAGUUGACUGGUGAUGUUUCUGAAAAGGCUGCUGGUGAUGCUUCAAGAGCCCACAGAUCCAAUGUGUUCUUUGCCGACUUUUUGCCAACUUUGAUUUACACUGCUGGUCUUUAUGUCGCCUACACUUUUAUCAAUGCUCAAACUGGUGUCACUUCAUAUAGUUAUGAAAUCAAUGGUUCUACUGAUCCACAAGAAGUCAAUGCUACAUUGAGACUUAUCAUUUGUGCCUUGGCCCCGGUUGUUAUUGACUGUGGUUGUUUGGCCGUUUGUGUUGGUAUGGCCUGUUGUGCUGGUCCAAUGUUGGGCUUGUGUUGUAAAAAGACUGGUGCCGUCAUUGCUGGUAUUGCCCAUGGUGUUGCUGUCAUUGUCCACAUUGUCUUUUUCAUUGUCAUGUGGGUUACUGAAGGUUUCAACUUUGCUAGAAUGUUGUUAGGUUUAGCCACCAUGGUUUAUGUUCAAAGAUUAUUGUUCAAGUUCUUGACCUUGUGUUUCUUGACUAGAGAAUUCAAGAAUGAUAAAGCCAACACUGCUUUCUGGACUGGUAAAUGGUACAACACUGGUAUGGGUUGGAUGGCAUUUACUCAACCAUCUCGUGAAUUUGUUGCCAAGAUCAUUGAAAUGUCUGAAUUUGCUGGUGAUUUCAUGUUGGCCCAUAUUAUCUUGUUCUGUCAAUUACCAAUCUUGUGUAUUCCAUUAAUUGAUAGAUGGCACUCCAUGAUGUUGUUCUGGUUGAAACCAUCCAGAUUAAUCAGACCUCCAAUCUAUUCCUUAAAACAAGCCAGAUUAAGAAAGAGAAUGGUUAGAAAAUACUGUGUUUUGUACUUUACUGUUUUGAUUAUGCUUGUUGUUAUUAUUGCCGCUCCAGCUGCUGCCUCUGGUCAAAUUGCUGUUGAUCAAUUUGCCAAUAUUGGUGGUUCUGGAUCCAUUGCUAAUGGUUUGUUCCAACCAAGAAAUGUCAGUAAUAAUGAUACUGGUAAUCAUAAACCAAAAUCAUACACUUGGAGUUUCUUGAGUACCCGUUUCACUGGUACUACCAAGGGUUAUUCCACAAAUCCAUUUUAG
Molecule: messenger RNA, 3843 nt
Organism: Candida tropicalis MYA-3404
Lineage: Eukaryota; Fungi; Ascomycota; Pichiomycetes; Serinales; Debaryomycetaceae
Product: 1,3-beta-glucan synthase component GLS1
Exons: 1
Coding region: 1-3843 (1280 amino acids)
Biological process (GO): (1->3)-beta-D-glucan biosynthetic process; fungal-type cell wall polysaccharide biosynthetic process
Cellular component (GO): plasma membrane; 1,3-beta-D-glucan synthase complex
Molecular function (GO): 1,3-beta-D-glucan synthase activity
Source: RefSeq, a predicted model, not a curated record